GAAAGUGGUCUGGCUUCACUGGUACACAGUGUACUCCGCGGCGUGCUUGGCCUUCUUCCUGUGGUUCGAGAUGGACGUCGUCACGAGGCACGCCAUCGAGCUCAGCGACACUCAUCGCUUCUUCACCAAGUCCCUACUCGUCCUCUUGCACGUUGUGGUCAUCAUCAAAGCCUGCUGUAACUUCCUCACCAUGGCGGUUGGCGCCCGGAGAAUACUCGAGUUCUUGCAGAAGGCCGAUGCCUUCGAGAAAGAGGUUGGCAUCCCGUCCUGCCUGUGCUGCGGCCAGAGGAACUACCUCUGGACUGAUAUUGGAGGCAUCGUAACUUUCACCGCGUACUUCGUCAGCUACACCGCAGCCCUGAUCCACCAGGAACAAAAGGUCAACCACGACGGCCAGCUGAGCACGCGCGAGAUUGUGGAUCGGGUGUGCGGGUUCUUCGCCGCCUUGUUGUUCUUCACGUACGACAGCGUCAACUUCGUCGCGCUCAGACACUCGGCGGAGGUCUUGCAACGCUACGUCCUCUACCUCAAGCACUGCAUCGACGGGUUUGUCGGCUGCAAGGUGAUCGGCUGCGAAAAGGAGGCUGCGCAGAAGAUCCAGGCGGUGCGUCUGCGCCUCUGCACCGUGCUCGAGCUGAAGAGCGCCAUCAACGCCAUCUGGCAGAGGUCGAUCGUGGUGUCCAGCGUGGGGCUCCUCCUGGUCACGUGCAUCUCUCUCUACACCAUCAUCACAGAGGGGCUGAGGAAGACCGAGCUGUGGAUAGCCAUCGGCUACUCGGCCUUCACGUCGUACGAGUUUCUCGAGCUGGCCAGAGUGAGCCAGUCCCUGUCUAAUGCACUCCAAGCGAUCAAGGAUUCCUGCCGAAAGACACCGACCAUGGACAGCACAACGGCCUACAGUCAUCAGGUCCAAUACUUGCACAGCACGAUCAACCCUGACGACAUCAGCCUCAAUGGAAGCGACUUCUUCAAAAUUAACUUGUCACUUCUCGUUUCGAUGGCGGGUUCCAUUAUAACGUACACGGUCAUACUGGUUCAGACAAGCCCGGAGUACGAGGCGACACCGACGUGCCAACCUGCCCUCGAGGCUACGACCACGCCCGCUAUUACGUAA
Molecule: messenger RNA, 1114 nt
Organism: Dermacentor silvarum
Lineage: Eukaryota; Metazoa; Arthropoda; Arachnida; Ixodida; Ixodidae
Exons: 6
Coding region: 71-1114 (347 amino acids)
Biological process (GO): sensory perception of taste
Cellular component (GO): membrane
Source: RefSeq, a predicted model, not a curated record